Molecule: messenger RNA, 486 nt
Organism: Guyanagaster necrorhizus
Lineage: Eukaryota; Fungi; Basidiomycota; Agaricomycetes; Agaricales; Physalacriaceae
Exons: 3
Coding region: 1-486 (161 amino acids)
Source: RefSeq, a predicted model, not a curated record
AUGACCCCUAUUUCAAUGACAACAAUGAUGAGUGCCACUAGUGGCAGGCUGCUGCCAGAGAGGCUGAUCAGUUGGAGUGUUAUGCAGUUGGUGGUAAUACUGGCCAAACAGAAGGCACACAAGAGGUGGUAUCUCCAAGCACAAGCAGCAGAAGAAAGAAGAAGGAACAUGGAAAGUAACAGGACUAGUAUGCUUAUUGGUACUACCACCAACAGCAUACUCAACCCUCCAUUCUGGGAACCUCCCACUCCCACCAAGACUGAUGAUAUCCUCAUCAGGAGAGAUGGAAUACCAGCAGAGCAGAGAACCAUUGGAGGGGAUAAUGAAAGCAUCGACUCCACAGGUGACAUUCAGAGAUUUCUUGAUGGGAACUUCACCACCCUCUUCCUCAAUCUAAGAUUCUACAGAAACUUCUGCCAGUAUUACAGAGCAAUAGUGGUGGCAACAAAGAGGGGCAAUGAGGAGCAGCAAGAACAGCUUAAGUAG